Molecule: messenger RNA, 950 nt
Organism: Babesia bovis T2Bo
Lineage: Eukaryota; Apicomplexa; Aconoidasida; Piroplasmida; Babesiidae
Exons: 3
Coding region: 42-791 (249 amino acids)
Source: RefSeq, a predicted model, not a curated record
UCAGAAUAGUAUCAUAUUUAGAUACAUUUGAUUAUACAAUAAUGGCAUUUAAAUUUAGUGUUAAGUCUGCGCUCGCGGCAGUUCUCUGCGCUCUAUUCAGCUUGAAAAUCGUAAAGGCCAUCAAUGUCAACAUUGUUCUAGAUGGAGCCGUUUAUGAACGAUCUGUUACGGGAGAUCUCUGUAGCGUAAUUGCUGCAGCUGAUUCUGCCAUAGUUAAAAGUACAUUACCCUUUAGUUCAAUUGAUGUCAUUCCUGAACAUUGGGUGCUUUAUAUUAACGGUGUAUCUUUACCUGUCACACAAUGCGAAGCUAAUGACGCUCUCCUCCAGCCUUUGGGAUUAAAAGACAAUGACUUCAUUUAUUUAUUCCGAAGUGAAUAUGCCUACCAGGAUCCUAUUUAUGCAGCAGAAUACGUGAAAACAUUCUCGAAGAGCUUUGGAGAUCGCAUUAAGCCACCGAAGAAAUCUGCCGAAGCUACCAAAAAGCUAUCGAAGAAACGUGCUGAAUCGAAGAAAAGUAAGAAUGUUUCCGAUGAUUCCAAGGAGUUGGUUGCAUUGAUUAGUGUUCUGGCGAAGACAUUUUUAUCGAACACAUUAUCUAGUGCAUUUGCAAUGGAUAAGCCAUCUUCUAGCACCGCAGUAAAGUCUAGUGAGGUAACUACACCAGAGAUUGCUGACAAGCCGGAGGGUUGGAACGUCGAUAUGCUUGCGGACAUUGUUAGUUCACUAAGUACGGUACAAGCUACUCCAGCUCAGUCAGAUGUAAAGCCAAUUGUUAAAGAUGACUUGUGAAAUACUACACAUCUAUAUUUACGCUAAGUCCUAGGUUCCCUGGAAGUACGCCGCAUGUAAAGCCAUAAGGUCCUAGUAGUCGUGAGCUCUCGUCUGGCACACAACUAAUCUGAACGUUACCUUUACCCCUGAUACAAAUUUAGACUUAACAUUGGUGAA